Esox lucius (northern pike) is the source of this 6410-nucleotide messenger RNA. RefSeq names its product protein crumbs homolog 2. The coding region runs from base 537 to 4832 and encodes 1431 amino acids. Gene Ontology annotation, molecular function: calcium ion binding. The record is from RefSeq and is a predicted model, not a curated record. Lineage: Eukaryota; Metazoa; Chordata; Actinopteri; Esociformes; Esocidae. The transcript is spliced from 13 exons. Gene Ontology annotation, cellular component: protein-containing complex; plasma membrane. Gene Ontology annotation, biological process: establishment or maintenance of epithelial cell apical/basal polarity; heterophilic cell-cell adhesion.
CAAUGCCCAGCUUAACAUUUGUGCUAAGACAAACCCCUACGCUAGACUAGAUCUAUUGAAACCUUAAGUUCCAUUACAUAUUUAGACUCAGAUCGAAAGGUACUGUUGUUAUCGGUAAACAGUGACUUAAAGAUUUUUUUUCAGAUAGUUAAAUAAAGUGGGAGAGAGGAAUGAGGAUUGAGGCGGAAAUAGACCAAAGUAAGAAGACCAGAGGGAGGAUGGGUGUGGCAGAACGUAAGGGCGCUAGGGAAACAGACAGUCCAUGUCAGGGAAUCCAGUCCAUGUUUUCCUGGCCUCUCUCUGCAGGGGAGAUUAUGCUGCCUUUACCCCAGCCAGCCCAGCUCUGUCCCCAGAGAGCUCACACUCUCGCAGGACUGACCAGGCAUGGAGAGGCCACAGCACACUUCCAGCUAACUUCUGUUCGAGCAGGGAGCUGAUCGGCUGGCCCAGAAUGCUGGGUGGGAACACUGUGGACGAGUGACAGGCAUCACCUCUUCAGUUGGACACAACAGGACUCAACGUGUCCCACCACCACCAUGGAGUUUGGCGAGCUUUUUCCCGACUACCGAAGAACUUUGCUGAUCACCUUGGUGCUGUUCGAUCUGGGUACGCUGUUCACUGCGUCAGCAGACCUGUGCCUCUCAGCACCGUGUCAGAACGGAGGUAUCUGUACAGACAACACGGGCGACUACACGUGCGUCUGCCCGACAUGGCCGGUUCGUUACUCGGGCAAAGACUGCGACGAGCUCUACGACCCGUGCGCCCACGACGCCCCCUGUGCCAACUGUACCAGCACGCUGGGCACCAGCGACUACACCUGCCACUGUCCCCCUGGUUACCAAGGUGAGCAGUGUCAGCAGGGGAUCGGACACUGCUCAGAGGAACCCUGCCAGAAUGGGGCCACGUGCGUGGGCAUGGCAGAGGGUUAUGAGUGCCAGUGUGUCCCGGGCUUCAAGGGGAGGGACUGCGAGGAGGAUGUCGGUGACUGUAAGUCACAGCCCUGUCAGAACGGCGCCAUCUGUAAAAACGUGCCCAACGGGUAUCAGUGCUUCUGUGUCCCGGGUUUCCAAGGCUUCCACUGCGACCUGGACAUCAAUGAGUGUGUGUCGCGGCCGUGUAAGAACAAUGGGACCUGUGUCGACGAGGUGGAUCACUACAGAUGCAACUGUGUGCUGGGCUACAAAGGGGUGAACUGUGAGGUGGAGAUAGAUGACUGUGAAGAGGAGCCCUGCCAGAACGGUGCCACCUGCCACGACCACGUGGCCACGUACACCUGCGAGUGUACGUCCGGAUACGAGGGCGAAGACUGCGAGCUGGACGUUGACGAGUGCGCCAGCGAGCCUUGUCUGCAUGAGGGCAUGUGUACCGACCUAGUGGACAGCUAUGAGUGUGACUGUAAUGGCACAGGCUUCACAGGAGACCAGUGUGAAGAGGACAUCCCUGAAUGUGCUUCUGAUCCUUGCCAGAAUGGAGCCACCUGUGUAGACGGGACCAACCAGUAUGCCUGUUCCUGCUGGCCAGGUUAUGAGGGCGAUCACUGCCAGGUAGAUGUAGAUGAGUGUGAACUGGAGCCCUGUGAGAACGGAGGAGAAUGUUUCCAGCGCUCCGAGCUGCUGCACUAUGGCGUGCUGUCUGGACUGAGGAACACGGAGUUCAACUAUCAGGAGGCAGCAGGGUUCCUCUGCCACUGUCAAGCUGGGUUUGCUGGAGAGAGCUGUGAACGGAAUGUGGACGAGUGUGAGUCGGCCCCGUGUCAAAACGGAGGGAGCUGCGAGGACCUGGUCAAUUCCUAUGAGUGUGCCUGUCGACCUGGAUUCACAGGUGUGCACUGCGAGGUGGACAUUGACGAGUGUGAGAGCGACCCCUGUCAGAACGGAGGCUCCUGCGUUGAUGGUGACAACUCCUACACCUGCCACUGUGUGGGGGCGGAGCCAGGGGAGGACCCGUGGGGUGACCGCAACUGUGACGUUCGUCUGAUUGGCUGCAGGGAACACCAGUGUGACAACAGGGCCACCUGCGUGCCCACCCUAAGCGGAGAACAUGAGCACGGACACGUCUGCCUCUGUCCCCCGGGCUUCACCGGGAAGCGCUGCACUGUCCCCACCACCUUCUCCUUCGAAACGGAUGGCCACAUCGUCAUCCGGCUCCCUCAUAUGGCUAACAGUAGCACGGGAGAAAACACCCCCUCUCUGCCACAGCAGGCGCUCUGCGUUAAGCUGCGCUUCAGGACCACCCUGCCUGACGUACUACUAUUCUACAGGGGGACUGAGGACUACUUUGUGUCCCUGGAGAUUGUGCAGGGUUUCCUCCAGGCUAAAGCUAGGUCAGGAAAGGACUUAAAGGCCACCUACCGACUUCCUGUGAACGACGGGGACUGGCAUGAAGCCAACGUGACCAUAGACGAGAAGCUGGCGCUGACGGUUAAAGGACCGGUCUGUGACAACGACGACGGGUGCAAGGUGGAGGAUGAAGCGCACAACAAACUCAUCUUCCUUUCCGGACCACUCCCUGAGGUCUUUGUAGCGGGCGUCCCCGAGAAAUAUCUGGAUAACACGGAAAGCAGGAAGGGUUUUAUUGGAUGCAUGGAGGAUCUACAAGUUGACCACCUGCUGGUAGAGCCUCAGAAUAUCUCGCUGGAGCACUUUCGGAGCAUGAAGCUAGGCUGCAAUAAGACGGACUGGUGUCAUCCUGACCCCUGCAAUCAUCGGGGUCAGUGUGUUGACCUGUGGACAAACUUCAGAUGUGUGUGUAAUCGACCCUAUCACGGCUCCCGGUGUGAAAAAGAAUUCCCUUCAUGGACAUUCAGCCAUGAAGACACAGUGAGCUAUGCAGCCUUCAACUUCAACGAAACCGACAGGGAGAACCUGAGCAUCUCCUUCUUCCUGCGCUCCCUGAAGCCCAACGGCCUGCUCCUCCAGCUGAGGAGAGGGAGGAGGGCGUACCUCUCCCUGUACUUGCGCGAGGGAACCCUGGUCAUCAACAGCCCCCCCACCACUCUGUUCUCCAACGGGUCCUAUAUCACCGGCGGGAAGAGCGAGCCGGUCUCCGUGGCACUGGGGCCGGACCAGGUCCGGUUUAGCCGGGCCGGGCCACAGCUCCGCCUGGGGAAGGUGAGGAUGGAGCGUGGGGAUGUGGUGUACCUGGGGGGUCUGCCCCCGGGGGAGACCACAGCCCCAUGGGGUGGUCACUUCAAAGGCUGCCUGCAGGACAUCACCCUGGACAACAUGCACCUGUACCCCAGCCACACCAACCAGUGCCACGCCCCCAACGAGCACCGGUGCUUCUUCCCAAACAAGGCUGAGAACGUGUUGGACGACUGCGUCAGCGAUGAGGCAUGUGAGCCCGGUCCCUGUCAGAAUGGAGGAACGUGCACGGUCACCUGGAAUGACUUUGAGUGCACCUGUCCCAUGAAUUUCUCCGGCAGGAGGUGUGCCACUCGGGUUUGGUGUGUCAGCGACCCAUGUAUGAAUGGAAGUCGGUGUGUGGAUCUAGUGGACGGUUAUGAAUGCCUCACCAACUCCACCUUUAAGAACAACGCUCUGCAAUUCACGGCCAGUGGCUCGCUGGUCACCGCGGUGAGCAGUGUCUCCAUGGACAUACGGACGCGGGAGGAGAAUGGCGUGCUUCUGCGGGCCGCCAACGGAACCGAAGUCUUCUGCCUGGGUCUUCUCAACUCCUCCCUACUCGUCAAACUGCAGAGCGGCAGCAGCCUGGAGCUGCAGGCGUUCAGCAGUGACAUGCUCAUCUCAGAUGGAGCCUGGCACCACCUCCACUUGGCCAUGGAUGACCCCCUGCAACCUGUGUCCCGCUGGCGCCUCACCGUGGACGGGCGCUGGGCGGGAAGCUCCCGAGGCAACGCCAGGCAUCUUAACUUCCUCAACGAUGCCACAGUGUGGCUUGCUGAGAACUACACGGGCUGUCUGGGUGAAGUGAGAGUGGGGGGGGUCUAUCUCCCCCUGGUGGAUGGCCAGGACUCCCCCCAGGCGGCCCGAUUUAUCCGGCGGAGUGGUCAGGGGCCCAAGGUGGGGUGUUUCGGUGAAGAUGUGUGCCUGUCCAAGCCCUGCCUCAACCAGGGCAUCUGCCAGGACCUCUGGAACAUGCUGACGUGCAGCUGUGCCCCAGGCUGGGAAGGACGACUGUGCCAGAGGGACACAGACGACUGCGCUUCGGAUCCCUGCGCUCAUGGCACCUGCACAGACCUGCUGGCAGACUACCAGUGUGAGUGCCACAGAGGAUGGGGGGGCAGGGAUUGCAACGAGGUGGUGGACAGCUGCCAGGGACACAAUUGUACGAACGGGGGCUCCUGCGUGAGCGAGAUGGGCACCUACCGGUGUGUCUGCCCCCCUGGAUACACUGGGAACCGCUGCCAGUCCAGAUUUGACAUGGAGACGUGUGAUGAGACCAAGUGUGACAAUGGCGGGAUGUGUUUGGAGGGGAUCUGGGGCAUUAAUUGCACCUGCAAGCCAGGAUACACUGGGGACUGGUGUGAAACAGACAUCGAUGAGUGUGAGUCCGAUCCCUGCUUUAAUGGUGGUACCUGCCUGGACAAAAUCAACAGUUUCCAGUGUUUGUGUGUGUCAGGCUACAGUGGCACACAAUGUGAAAGCAAUCGGCAGGAGCACAGGAACCGUGUUCCCUGGCUGGUGGUGGCCAUCCCUUUGGCCAGCCUGAGUGUGCUGCUGGCUGUGUUGGCCCUGGUUUUCAUGGUUCUGACCGCCCGCAAGAAACGCCAGUCGGAAGGCAGCUAUGACCCCAGUGCCCAGGAGAGGGCAGGCGCACGGCUGGAGAUGGGCAGUGUGCUCAAAGUACCCCCAGAGGAGAGGCUCAUAUGAACAUGGCACACGAUGGGAACAAACCACUCUACCCAGCUGCAGAGACGCACAGAUUGGCCAGACUCAUGGAGGGGUGUCCAGGGGGUGAUGUAGACAUCAUGCCCUGACAAUAGUGCUGUGUCAUGCAGCUGGUUGGACCCAGAGCUGCUUCGGCCGUAGGAGGUGACGGAGUCUGACUCAGAGAUAGGGAGGGUGGAGGCUGAAAGAGCCUGUCUUCUACCUGCGAGUCUCAUCAGCUGGUCCCCUCCCUGGACUGAUGGACCAGCAUCUACCAACAACUACCUGUGAACACUGUUAAACCCACAUUGAUUAGGAAAUGUCACACUGAGACUGAUGGUAAUACAAUAUGUUUCUGGAUGUGCACUAACAGGCAAACCACUACACCAACCAUGGGCUAUUUUUUUUUACUUGUAAAUAAUUCUCUCUAUUUUCGAAAUAUACAAUAUGUGUUUGUUCAUGUGCUAGAAUCUGUAGAUUGGAUUGAGACCACUUUAAUGCUAUCUUGAAGUAUUCAAGAUGCCACAGUAUUCAACAGGUCUCAUUUAGCCAAACAUACAGUCAUGGGGUUACACAGGGUUACACAGUUCUAGUGAUUUUACUCUUUUUUUGUUAAAAAGAAUAAUAUAUUCUGUACAGAGGAUUAAGGAUCUUACAACCAUUUCUGGAAAUCUAGGAAUUUUGUGGAAGUGGCCAGAUGUUUGUAACCCUACACGUAUCCUUUGCUCAGCAGUGCCACUAAACAAGCCAAGUGACCAAUUUAUAUUCUCACUGUCCAAAGGUGCUGAAGUUAAAUACUGUGCUGUAGUUAUUUUUCUGUAUGUUUUUUCUUAUACUAUAGCCUAAAUGAGCUGAACAAAACUAAGGCUAUAUAUUAUUUUUUUAAUGGAAUUUGCUUGAUAUGACAUUCAUUGAAGACACUUGAGGCAAAUCAGUGAAAGAUACAUUUUAAAUAUCAAUGAACGUCCUGUGAUGAUUGUAUAGAUAUAUGUGUGUAAUUUUGUAAUGACAAACUAACAGAGUACCAGGCAGGCUGACAGAAAUACACUUCCAGGUAAACUGGUUCUACUCCUUUACUGCAGGGCUAAGAGAUGUACCAGAGAAAAUGGUACUGGGUAUAGGCUGAUGUCAGCUCUGCUCAAUGCUGGAUUAUACAGAGUACAUUCCAGGGUUGGUGUCAAUUCAGGAAGUGAAUUUUGCCCAAUUAAUUCAGUAAGGGAAUUGACAAUUAUAUAAUGAAUUGAGUCAAACUGCUACUCUCUGUAUGCACAUCUACAACUGUGGAACUACUGGACAAAUCAGUAUACCAGCUGUGAACAGUGUAAAAGGAGCUCACACUGGACACUCAAGCCGCACCAAAUGCAGCUUAAUAGUGUGUGAUACUGGGUCGGGCUGAGGUAGAUUACACUGGGGUGUGCAGGGAGUGUUAUGGGAUUAUUCUGUACAAUGCGACUGGAAAGCAACGCUGUUGUAUAAUGAAAUUGUAAAGAUCAAACGUUUCUAUUGGAUUUACAUAUUUAAUGAUGGAAAAGAGGUCUUUAGAAGGAUAAUAAAAUACCAUGAAUGAAUGGAUUAAUUGGA